Meleagris gallopavo (turkey) is the source of this 2469-nucleotide messenger RNA. NCBI's taxonomy places the organism in Eukaryota, Metazoa, Chordata, Aves, Galliformes, Phasianidae. The record is from RefSeq and is a predicted model, not a curated record.
UUUCUUUUUUUCCCUUUAGGGUCUUGCUUCGAGUAAGAAUGCUGUAUUACUUAAAACAAGAAGUUAUUGGUAAUGAAUUUCAAAAAGUGUUUGAUGGAACUGAUGCCAGUGAAAUUGAUGUUUGGGUCCCUGAGCCAGAUCACUCUGAAGUUCCUGCUGAGUGGUGGGAUGCAGAGGCAGACAAAUCCCUUCUAAUUGGAGUUUUUAAACAUGGUUAUGAAAAAUACAACACGAUCAGAGCAGACCCCGCACUGUGCUUCUUGGAAAGGGUUGGCAAGCCAGAUGAUAAAGCAGUUGCUGCUGAGCAGAGAGCAAAUGAUUAUAUUGAUGGGGACGUCGAAGAUCCAGAGUAUAAACCAGCACCAGCAAUGUUUAAAGAUGACAUAGAGGAUGAUGUUUCAUCCCCAGGUGAUCUAGUAAUAGCAGAUGGAGAUGGGCAAAUGAUGGAAGGUGACAAAAUCUAUUGGCCAACUCAGUCUGCCUUAACAACGCGUCUUCGCCGCCUGAUAACAGCUUAUCAAAGAACAAGUAAAAAUAGGCAGGCCCAGCAGAUCCAGCCAGCAUUCCCAGUACAAACUAGUAUGAUGCAGCCUCCAUAUGAGGAAGUUACUCUAAAUCCAAAGAUGGCUGCUAAAAUAGAAAGACAGCAAAGGUGGACAAGAAGGGAAGAAGCUGACUUCUACAGAGUUGUGUCCACAUUUGGAGUGGUAUUCGAUCCUGAACGGGGACGAUUUGAUUGGACCAAAUUCAGAGCUAUGGCUAGGCUGCAUAAGAAAACUGAUGAGAGCUUAGAGAAAUACCUGUAUGCAUUUAUGUCAAUGUGCAGGAGAGUCUGUCGUCUUCCCUCAAAAGAAGAACUGGUAGACCCAAACAUUUUUAUCCAGCCAAUUACAGAGGAGCGUGCCUCUCGGACUUUGUAUCGCAUUGAGCUUCUAAGGAAGGUGCGAGAACAGGCUCUUAGACAUCCACAGUUGUUUGAACGACUAAAGCUAUGUCAGCCAAACCCAGACUUACCUGUCUGGUGGGAAUGUGGGACUCAUGACAGGGAUUUACUUAUUGGAGCUGCUAAACAUGGGGUUAGCAGGACAGAUUAUCAUAUUCUUCGUGAUCCUGAACUCUCAUUUAUGUCUGCGCAGAGGAACUAUAGUCAGAACAAAGUGGCUCUCUCAAGGACUUCUACUCCACUCUUACAUCAGUAUCAGAUGGCAUUAUCUGCUUCUCCUCUUACACCUCAGUCAAGAUUGCCGGAUGCUAAAAUGAAUACUCUUGAGGACAUGAAAGUUAAAAAUGAAAAUCUGAAAGAGGAUGCUCAGUCAUCUGAAGAGGAAUCUAUGUCUACAGAGGAGACGCAGACAGUAAUGAAAUCUGAGCCUCUGAGUCCAAAAAAUGGUCCACCAGUACAAAAUACAGAACACAAACCUAGCGUGAAGAUUGAAACAGACAGGCGCAUGGUUGCAGCAAGGACAGAGCCUCUAACUCCAAACCCAGCUUCCAAAAAACAGAGAGUCAGCAAAAGAGGAUCAGACUCUAGCUCUGACUCAGACUCUGACUCAGAUAGAUCAUCCUGUUCUUCCAGGUCAUCUUCUUCAUCCUCUUCAUCUUCCUCAUCUUGUUCACACUCUCGAUCAGGCUCUAGUUCUUCGUCAUCUUCAUCUUGUUCUUCAGCAUCUUCAUCUUCAUCAUCUUCAUCCUCAUCAUCGUCGUCGUCAUCAUCAUCAUCGUCUGAAGAGAGUGAUAGUGAUGAAGAGGAGGCACAAAAACGUGCAGAAGGAGCCCCUCAUAUAAAAGCAUAUGAUGAAGAGAGUGUAGCUUCUCUGAGUACAACACACGACGAGACGCAAGACAGUUUCCAGAUGAAUAACGGGACACCAAAUUCCACUUAUCUCCUACAAGGUGGAUACAUGUUGGCUGCAUCUUACUGGCCAAAGGAUCGGGUUAUGAUUAACCGGCUUGAUAGUAUUUGUCAAACAGUGUUGAAGGGUAAAUGGCCUUCAGCAAGAAGGAACUAUGACAGCAAUACAGUGGCAUCUUUCUACACAACCAAACUUCUGGAUAGCCCAGGCGCAGCUACAGAUUACAGUGAGCCCGGUGCACCAACACCCCCUCUUGCAGGUGUUAAAGAAGAAUAUGAUCAGUCACCACAGAUGUCAAAGGUGAAGAAGCAUGUACGAGAAAAGGAGUUUACAGUGAAAAUCAAUGACGUAUGUUUAUUUUUAUUGCCCUAGGACCUGAUUGCGAUUGCGGUGUGCGGCAUGCUUUACCUGCAAGUGGCUGCCUGCUCUUAUUCUCACUUCCUUCACACACUUGUUUGUGGGUAUUUGGGUCUGCUUUUUCUGGGCACUGAGUAUUUGGGGUUUUUUCGGUUUGUUUUUUUUUUUUCAGUUUUCAUAAACCUCUGGAGGGAAAUUUUCAUUAUUCUCCUCUCUGAAUUGAAAUUCUGCUUCCUUGGCCAGCCUGUUUUAUGCCUUU